AUGCCCGAAAGUUCACCACUGACUCGAAAUAACUUUGAAAGAGCAAACACUGCAGAGACAAACAACAAUGGACACAUAAAUGGUAAUAAAAAGAUUUUAAAAAUCAAAGAGAUAUGCAGUGUUUUGAUUUUAACAAAACUGUUCAGAGUCCCUGUUGACAAAAUCAUGAUAGACAAUUCACCAGCUCACUGCAGAAUAUAAAUUUAUUAACAUUAUUUUUUGCUUGGCUUUAACCUAAAACCAGUGGAGAUAUUGAAAACCAAGAGGGCGCAAAAUAGUAAGUGAAAUACAGUUUGCUUCAACCUUACUGGAAUUGAAGGAAAGAAAUGUCUUAAUAAAAAUUUAUGGGUGCACGAAUUUCAAGAAAAUCCUCAUUCACAUUAUUUUGGAAUUUUUAGCUAAAUCUUAAUUAAUCUCUCAAGGUCAUUGUCCUACAAGGAUCACUUCACUCUUAAGGGCCUGGAGUAGACUUAUCAUUGCCAACUAGUUCCAGUUUUUAAAGAUGGGUGACCUUAAAUAUGAGUGCAAAAAAUGUAACAUUGUACCAUUUUUAAUUUGCACAGUCACACAUUGCCAUGGUAUGCUUGUGGUCUUAGUAGGGCACAUGAUCAGAAAAACUUGUGCUUUGUUGUUGUUAUAUUUUUGGUGGCCAUUAAAAGGUUGAAUGUAUUGCCAGCGUCCUUCUUAAGUGUUUGGGACCACUAUUGUUACGUCAGGUGUCAGGAGAAAUCAAGCAAAAAUCUUCAAGCAAGAAAUUCAGCACCUUUUAGUUGGCGCUUUAGACGUUUUUGAGAAUUUGGAUCGUGAUACAGUGACAGGAUUUGAGCAAAUAAUGCCAACCACACCAGGAGAAAGCAACAGGGCCAAGAGCAGCAGCACAGCAACACCUCCACGCCCUGCAGCACUGAAGCAAAUAUAUAUUUACCUCUAA
Molecule: messenger RNA, 931 nt
Organism: Porites evermanni
Lineage: Eukaryota; Metazoa; Cnidaria; Anthozoa; Scleractinia; Poritidae
Source: the annotation of a GenBank genome assembly